AUUUUGUUAAACGGACAACUAGAACCCAAGUGAGUCUUUAGCACCCCCUGGUGGUCAGUACUGAGCUGUACAAACAACAUGGCGGCGCCCAUCAGGACUUUGUGCUGCUCAGCCUUCAGACUUUCCAGCAGACACUUCAGCUCCACGUGUGGAGUACAAGCCGGACAGAAAUGGAGGAAAGAACAUGGACUGUCCAGAAGCGGCACAGAAUAUGGACCAAUGACAGAUCUGCCUGACUGGUCUUUUGAAGAUGGACGUCCUGCUCCUCCUCUGAAAGGCCAGCUGAGAAGAAGACAAGAGAAAGAAGCUUUGGCCAGGCGUAUUGUGAUGCUGAGCUCAGAAGUGGACCGAGGAAUUGAAGUCUGGGAGGAGAAGCAGCAAGAGGCCAAACGACUGGAGGAGCACAAAAAGUCUCUUUUACUCAAGCCCAAAGGAAAUCUGUUAAUAAAGAAACCUAAGAGUUAGGGACUGAUUAUUCAAUAUUCUUUUAAUAAAUGCUGUGUCUGUUUUGUCACAAAUGGCCAU
Molecule: messenger RNA, 525 nt
Organism: Fundulus heteroclitus (mummichog)
Lineage: Eukaryota; Metazoa; Chordata; Actinopteri; Cyprinodontiformes; Fundulidae
Gene: mrpl52
Product: mitochondrial ribosomal protein L52
Exons: 5
Coding region: 79-465 (128 amino acids)
Biological process (GO): mitochondrial translation
Cellular component (GO): mitochondrial large ribosomal subunit
Molecular function (GO): structural constituent of ribosome
Source: RefSeq, a predicted model, not a curated record